Trypanosoma theileri is the source of this 1332-nucleotide messenger RNA. Its product is annotated as hemagluttinin family protein. The annotation marks the transcript as partial. The transcript has a single exon. NCBI's taxonomy places the organism in Eukaryota, Euglenozoa, Kinetoplastea, Trypanosomatida, Trypanosomatidae. The record is from RefSeq and is a predicted model, not a curated record.
UUGGAUGUAAAGUAUGUCACACCCUUGGAUUACGCAAAGGGUGGUGAGGCGAAUACAUUUACAGUUGUAUUGUCAGAACCAGGAGAAUAUCAGUUGUACCUUGGCACACGCAGUACAGAGACAGAUCCCAAAAUCAGGCAUAAUGUAACGAUCACAGUAGCCCCCUGUGACCCUUGUGGGUUUUCCCCCACCUACAGCUUUAUUGAAAGCAAUGUAUCUAUGCGGUUUGAGAGUGCCACCGGUAGUGGUGGUAAUAGUCUCAGUCUUCAAGAUAAGGUACGUAUAGUGCCUGUUUCACAAGGAACAACAGGACGCCCAUGUGAGAACCCAACAGGACCAUUCGCAGCACUCACGUUAGACCCUAAUGCAAGUGAGAGUAGUACUGCCAUGACUGUUUUUAACUUUUUCGCUGGAAAUACGUCGGAGUACUUGGGUGAUUAUUACAUCUGUUACCAAAAGAGUGCGAGUCAAUCAAACUAUGCUAUUGUAACCGACACCACAGGAAAACCAGUGACCUUUUCAAUUUACCCUCAACUUUCAACCAGAGUGGUGCCGUGUUUGGAUACUCCUUCCUACUUACAGGCUGUGCUGUUUACCUUUGAAUUGGACACUACCAGUUACCCAAAACUUACCUUUUCGGAUAAGGAUGAAUUCUUCCUUUUGCCAGGGAAUGUGGAAUGUAAUGCAGAAGGAGCAUCCAACGCAUCAGGUGUUAUUCAUUCUGUGUUUGAUAAACUGGAAGGUGAUAAUGUGUCUCUGUGGGUAUCCAAACUCCCUGAUGGACAUGAAACAAAAAAUUACAAGUUGUGUUUUCGUCUCCAAGCAGCUACUGUUUUCCACGCAGUAACACGGUCACCGCUCUCUGUAUCACCGCAAGACCCAGCAACCAUUACAACCAAACCCGCAUUUAUUACCCCAGAAACUGAUAGUUUCAGUAUGUUUAUUUACGGUACUAAACUCUCUGCGCAAGAUGAAGUGUAUGUUGUAAAUGCCUCAGAGCGGUGUGAUGAGCGUUGCGAUGAGACACUCACCCCAACACCGUUGCCUGCUGCUGAGUACACUAAGAGUUUCGUAAAUGAAACACUUCUGGAGUUAAACUUCACAAAGGCUAUUGGGACAGAUGUUGCACUAGCAGUUUGUUAUCGUCGCGCACAAAGUUUGCUGGUACGAUUAGCAGUGUACCAUAUAGGGAAUCGUAAUCCCACAAGCUACAAUACAAGCUUUGUACCUCGUCUCGGGACGCGGCCGCUACUUACAUUCCUUGGAGUUGGUCUUUCGAAAAAUGACCGUGUGAUGAUUGUGAAUGAAGGUGCAUACUGUGAUGAAGCAGAA